Messenger RNA from Pan troglodytes (chimpanzee), 4600 nucleotides. RefSeq names its product uroplakin-3b-like. Gene Ontology annotation, cellular component: membrane. NCBI's taxonomy places the organism in Eukaryota, Metazoa, Chordata, Mammalia, Primates, Hominidae. The record is from RefSeq and is a predicted model, not a curated record. The transcript is spliced from 4 exons. Bases 3364 to 4263 code for a protein of 299 amino acids.
GGAUGAGGAUAGGAGAAAAUAUUUUCAAAUUGCAUACCUGAUAAGGAUCUAGUAUCCAGAAUAUAUAAAGAACCCAUAGAACUCAGCAAUAGGCCGGGUGGAGUGGCUUAUGCCUGUAAUCCCAGCACUUUGUGAGGCCGAGGUGGGUGGAUCACCUGAGGUCAGGAGUUCGAGACCAGCCUGGCCAACGUGGUGAAACCCCCUCUACUAAAAAUACGAAAAUUAGCUGGGCGUGGUGGUGUGCACCUACAAUUCCAGCUAACUUGGGAGGCUGAGGCAGGAGAAUUGCUUGAACCCGGAAGGCAGAGGUUGCAGUGAGCCAAGAUCACACCACUGUACUCCAGCCUGGCGACAGAGCAAGACUCCGUCUCAAAAAAUAUAUAUUAAAACAAAACCAUGAGAUGCCACACUACACCCAUUACGAUGGCUAUACUAAAACAAAAAGCAGUGUUGGAGAGGAUGUCGAGAAAUGAGACCCUCAUCCACUGCUACUGGGAAUGUAAAAUGCAGCCACUUUGGCAAACAGAACCUCAAAAAGCAGCAUUAGCAUAUGACCACAGUUCCACUCCUAGGUACAUUCUCAAGAGAAUUGAAAAUGUGCCCACAGAAGCCUGCGCACAGAUGCUCAUGGCAGCAUUAUUUACAGUAGCCCCACAGUGGAAAAAACCAAAUUCUGCAUCCACCGAUGAAUGAAAGUGUGAUACGUUCACAGGAUGGAAUAUUACUCAACUGUGAAAAGGAAUGAAGCAAUCACAGUCGAGGAGGAACCUUGAAAAAGUAACAAAAGCCAGACACAAAAGGUCACAUGUUGUGUGACUGCAUCCUAUGAAAUGUCCAUUACGGGCAAAACCAUGGAAACAAGAAGUAGCUUAGUCGUUACUGGGGACAGGGGAGAAUGGAGAGUUACCAUUUAAUGGGUGUAGUGUUUCGUUUUGGGGAAGUAAGAAGGUUCUGGAAUUGGUGAUGGUUGCACAACCUUGUUGAUAUACUAAAAGCUGUUGGGUGCUGUGGCUCAUGCCUGUAAUCUGGGCACUUUGGGAGGCUGAGGCAGGAGGAUCCCUUGAGCCAGGAGUUCAAGACCAGGCUGGGCAACACAGUGAGACCCUGUCUCUACAAAAAAUAUAUUUUUAUUAUAUUUUUUUGAGACAGAGUCUCACUCUGUCAUCCACGCUGUAGUGCGGUGGUGCGAUCUCAGCUCACUGCAACCUCCGCCUCCCGGGUUCAAGUCAUUCUCCUGCCUCAGCCUCCCGAGUACUUGGGAUUACAAGCACGUUCCACCACACCCGGCUAAUUUUUGUAAUUUUAGUCGAGACGGGGUUUCACCAUGUUCGCCAGGCUGGUCUCGAACUCAUGACCUCAAGUGACCUGCCCACCUCGGCCUCCCAAAGUGCUGGGAUUACCGCCAUAAGUCACUACACCCAGCCUCAAAAACUAUAUUUUUAAAAAUUAGCAGCUGGGUGCAGUGGCUCAUGCCUGUAAUCCCAGCACUUUGGGAGGCCGAGGCAGGUAGAUCGCGAGGUCAGGCGUUCGAGACCAGCCUGGCCAAGAUGGUGAAACCUCAUCUGUACUAAAAAUACAAAAAUUAGCUGGGCAUGGUGGUGGGUGCCUGUAGUCCCAGCUACUAGGGAGGCUGAGGCAGAAGAAUUGCUUGAACCCAGGAGGUGGAGAUUGCAGUGAGCAGAGAUCACGCCAUUGCACUCCAGCCUGGGUGACAGGGUGAGACUCCAUGUCUCAAAAAAAAAAAAAAAAAAAAAAUAGCCAGGCACGGUGGCUCACGCCUGUAACCCCAAUACUUUAGGAGGCCAAGGCAGGAGAUUUGCUUGAUCCUCCCAGGAGUUAGAGAUCAGCCUGGGCAACAUAGCAAGAUCCUGUUUCUAUAAAAAAUACAUUUUUAAAAAUUGGCCAGCUGGGCGCAGUGGCUCACACCUGCAAUCCCAGCGCUUUGGGAGGCUGAGGUGGGUGGAUCACCUGAGGUCAGGAGUUCAAGACCAGCCUCACCAACAUGGAGAAACCCUGUCUCUACUAAACAUACAAAAUUAGACAGGUGUGGUGGCACAUGCCUGUAAUCCCAGCUACUCAGGAGGCUGAGGCAGGAGAAUCACUUGAACCCAGGAGGUGGAGGUUGCAGUGAGCCAAGAUCGAGCCAUUGUACUCCAGCCUGGGCAACAAGAGUGAAAACUCCGUUUCAAAAAAAAACAACAACAAAAAAUUGGCGGGGGUGCCAGGCACGGUGGCACACGCCUGUAAUCCCAGCACUUUGGGAGGCCAAGGCGGGUGGAUCACUUGAGAUCAGGAAUUUGAGACCAGCCAAGCCAACGUCGUGAAACCCCGUCCCUACUAAAAAUACAAAAAUUAGCUGGGCAUGGGGCAUGUGCCUGUAAUCCCAGCUACUUGGGAGGCUGAGGCAGGAGAAUCGCUUGAACCCAGGAGGCAGAGGUUGCAGUGAGCCCAGAUCACGCCACUGCACUCCAGCCUGGACGACAAAGGAGACUCCAUCUUAAAAAAAAAUUAAUUAAAUAAAUUUUAAAAAUUAGCCGGAGCAUGGUGUUGUGUGCCUGUGGUUCCAGCUACUGGGAAGGCUGAGGUGGGAGGAUUAACCGAACCUGGGAGUUUGAGGCUCCAGUUAGCUGUGAACUGACCUCCCUGGGUGACAUAUAUAUAUUUAAGCCACUGAGCUGUGAAGGUUGUGAAGGUAUGUGAGUUAUGUCUUGAAAAAUACACACAUAGUGAGCGCCAAAUCCCGGGAGUAGUGUUUAAGUGGCGGGCUUGUCAGCUGUCAAGGGCUCUGCAGCCCUUUCUCUGAAUCCAAGUUGUUCUUCCUGUGGACAGGGAACCGAGGCUGCGAACUGGGAGGAUGUGGCCUCGUGGGGGGCAGGGCCAGCGUGCUGUGAUGGGGAUGGGGCUGGGCAGGUUGGGGCUGCCUGCUACUCCCCACUCCUGACUCUGGGUGGGGACAGAAGGCAGAGGGAGGCUCCUGGCACCUGGGGCACAGGAAUCUCAGGCAUGUGGUCCUGAGCCUGUUUCCAAAAGCCAGACCCUCCUCCCCAGGGCGGAGAGACUGGGAGGGGCCCCAAUCCAGGCUCCGGGAUGGCUUGGCUGGCAUCUGGGGUUCCAGUGGCCUGUCUCCCUUGGCCCUGGCAGUGGGGCUGGAUACUGGCCUGCCUCCCACCAGAGUUCCCCCAGCUCCUCCCUGCUGUGGGCUGGCCUGGGAGGAAUGGGGUGGGGUGCACUUACAUUUGCAGGUCUUUCCAGCCCCUGGGGCAGCCUGAUUAACCAGCUUCUCCAGGGCCAAGCUGUUGGGGGUGGGGUGCAGCCCGAAGCAGCCAGACCAGCCCCUGAGCCUCCCGGGUGCUGGCGGCUGUCAUGGGGCUACCCUGGGGGCAGCCUCACCUAGGGCUGCAGAUGCUCCUCCUGGCGUUGAACUGUCUCCGGCCCAGCCUGAGCCUGGAGCUGGUGCCCUACACACCACAGAUAACAGCUUGGGACCUGGAAGGGAAGGUCACAGCCACCACCUUCUCCCUGGAGCAGCCGCGCUGUGUCUUCGAUGGGCUUGCCAGCGCCAGUGAUACCGUCUGGCUCGUGGUGGCCUUCAGCAAUGCCUCCAGGGGCUUCCAGAACCCGGAGACACUGGCUGACAUUCCGGCCUCCCCACAGCUGCUGACCGAUGGCCACUACAUGACGCUGCCCCUGUCUCUGGACCAGCUGCCCUGUGACAACCCCAUGGCGGGCAGCGGAGGCGCCCCCGUGCUGCAGGUGGGCCAUGACCACGGCUGCCACCAGCAGCCCUUCUGCAACGCGCCCCUCCCUGGCCCUGGACCCUAUCGGGUGAAGUUCCUCCUGAUGGACACCAGGGGCUCACCCAGGGCUGAGACCAAGUGGUCAGACCCCAUCACUCUCCACCAAGGUAGCGCUGGGCAGGAGGGGCGCUGCCCCCAGUGGACUCACGAUCUCUCUGGGCCACCUCUGCUGAGCUGGCCACACCCCUGCUCCCAGAGGGCUGGGGGCCUGGAGGCCAUGUCCAAGUCGGGCCCAGCCCCCAACAGAACCUCAUGCUGGGGGAGUGGGGCACCCAGCCAGCCCCCUCGGCAGGGGCACCAUCUUGGCCCAUCCGCAAGCGUUUGCCACAUUGUGGGCACAGACAGCCUCCCCCCUCCUGUAGGGAGUCAGCCUGUGUCAGCCCCUGCUGGGAGGGAGGAAGAGGGUGUGGAGGAGGUCAGGGUCAGGGUCGGGGCUGGCUGGGGAGGCAGCCAGCUUGAGUUCUGAGCAGACCCCAAGGGGCAAGCGUGAAUGUACCAGGCCCAGAAGUUUCGAGUGCCACGGCCCAGGUGUCGGGGGUGGGGGUCUCCUGGGAGACGGCUUCAGAGGUCAGGGGGUGUGGGGUGGAAGUCUUGUCAUCUGAAGGCCUUGACUGCUGGGCUCCAGGGAGCAGGGCAGUGGAUGAGCACGUGGGUGGGAGCAGCCUAGAAGGUAGGAGCAGGGCGGAGGCUGUGGUCCAGGCUGGCAGAGAACAGAUGCUGUGCCGUCCCGAGGAAGAGGGACGGGGGGUGGGAUCAGGGGGGCGCCUGGGGAUAUGAGACAGCCAGGCCUUGAAGCUAGGCCA